Drosophila arizonae is the source of this 8124-nucleotide messenger RNA. It is a transcript of the gene RhoGEF2, whose product is annotated as Rho guanine nucleotide exchange factor 2. The record is from RefSeq and is a predicted model, not a curated record. Gene Ontology annotation, molecular function: guanyl-nucleotide exchange factor activity; G protein-coupled receptor binding. Gene Ontology annotation, biological process: G protein-coupled receptor signaling pathway. Gene Ontology annotation, cellular component: cytoplasm. NCBI's taxonomy places the organism in Eukaryota, Metazoa, Arthropoda, Insecta, Diptera, Drosophilidae.
AUAAUAUACUUUUACAAAUACGGACUCGUUGCGUGUUAGAAGUAUAUAUCACAAUACGUUGAAAUAUUUGCAAAUUUCAAAAAGAACCUAUCUAUGGAUGACCCAUCAAUCAAGAAAAGGUUGAUUGAUUUUAGUACUGAUGACCAUGAUUACGAUGAAGUGCAAGAUCUACCAAAAGAAUCGAACGAUCAGCUGCUACAGUCAACAUCGCAGUCACAAAACAUUGACGACAACCCUGGCACAAGCACGGUUGCCGGUGCUGGAGGCACAGCUGAGGACUCGUCAAAAGUACUUCCACCGCCAAAGCAAAAAUCUGUAAAAAAUUCAAAGAACAAACAGAAACAGAAAUCUGCGAAUAAAUCAAAAAUACCGCGAUCUCCGUCUCUGGCAAGCAGCUUCAGCAAUUUAGCGAGCAGUAUUAGUGGUAUUAAUAACAACAAUACUAGUGUUCCACCUCAAACGCCUCCCUUGCCAACCAGUUAUCAAAAGCCGAAUAAAAAUAAAGCGAAACUUAUGAAUGGUGUAGAAAAAAAAGGUGUUGCAAGUGCACCUUCGGGGACUAUUCUUGCGGUUCCUGAUCUUGACUGCAAAGGAUCUUCCAACAGCGACAGCAAUCUAAUGGAUAGUUGUGCCCUUGUAACUGAUGGAGACUGUGGCACUAAUUUGGGAAUUGCCCAAGAUUAUCCCUGUACAUCGGGUUCGCGUUCCCAUAUACAAUUAUCUCCAAUCAAUCAAGUGCAGAAACCGGCCACUCCAAGCCCAGCUUCACCCAAAAAUUUUCAGUAUUUAACUCUGACUGUACGAAAAGAUGAUAAUGGAUAUGGAAUGAAAGUGUCUGGCGACAAUCCUGUUUUUGUGGAAAGUGUAAAGCCAGGUGGAGCUGCACAAAUUGCUGGUUUAGUGGCAGGAGAUAUGAUUUUAAAGGUAAAUGGACAAGAAGUACGACAAGAGAAACACCCGACUGUUGUUAGCUAUAUCAAAGCUUCUACAAUCGUUGAACUGGCUGUAAAACGCAGCCAAAAGUCUUCUAGGCCCAGCUCUGUGGGUAUUGUUCCAACUACACCAGUACUAUCAGGACGGGAUCGCACUGCCUCAAUUACAGGUCCACAGCCUGUUGACAGCAUAAAGCGACGGGAAAUGGAAACAUAUAAGAUUCAAACAUUACAAAAGAUGUUAGAGCAGGAAAAAUUAAAUUUGGAUCGCCUUAAAGGUGAUACAAAUAAUCCCAGCUAUAAACUGUCGGAGGCAAACAUACGAAAACUGCGCGAACAAUUACAUCAAGUCGGAGCAGAGGAUACGCCAAAUAUUAAGUGUCAAGCAGGCGAGAAAAAUACUGAUAUACUAAUGCACAAUCAAAUUCAAAAUUUGUCUGUCGCCACUCCUCAUCACAAUCUUCACAACAACAAUCAUCAUCAGCAACAGGUUAGCACACAACAGUCGCAAACAACCCAACACACUUCACCCGCAUUCCUAUCGCUACUGCCACGUUCACUUUCGUCCCUUUCUUUGGGUACGCGAAAGAAUAAAACUGACAAAGAUUUGUUAACCUCAACACUAAACAAUACAACGGACGUUUUACCUCAGCUACGAGGUCAAGAAGCUUUUAAUCCAAUGUCGCAGUCUCUUUACCACCAUAUAAAAGCAAAUAUGCUAAGCCCUCAACAAAAUACUCAGAGAAAUUUGCAACAGCAAUGCGUUAAUCAGCUACAGCAAAGGUCUAAAGAAACUUUGAAAUUAAGUUCGGGACCAAAAGGUAAAAAUGUUUUUACAAUAUCUAAGAGUUUGAUUGAGGAAGACAUACCACCGCCUCUACCACAAAGAAAUCCAACAAGGCAGCUUGCUUUAGAUUUGGGUACUCCAAAUAGUAUUCACCAGUUUUCUCCAAUUUCUGAUUUGGACCGUGCUGGCAGUCCGCAACGAACAUCACCGAAGUUUAUAGCCAGUAAUAAUGAUGGCAGUGGUCAUUUAUUUAAUAACAAUAACAAUAGUACAAAGUCAAAGCGAUCUAAGAUUAAAGCUAAAGCUUUAUCGGACCCAAAAAUGACUACGCAAAUGUUUUUACAAAUGGAAACUAAUAAUGGGCCGAUGGCAACAGAAGAUGUGGGUACUAGUAAAAAACUUGAAGUAGACUCUUGUCCACCUCCACUGCCUCCACGGCAGCCGGGAAUGCUGUCGGAAGAGAUAAAUCGUGGUAGCUGUCAGAGCCUUGCACAACCAAAUUCUAUAAGUGCUGGUUACAAUUAUCCACUGGUUUCAACCUGUACUGCAGUUCAAGGCGACAAUAUAAAGGUUGCUUUUCCACUAUCGCAACGCCCAAACAUUGUUCAAAAAUUACAACAAGCCCAACAACAGCCACUCGGCUGUCUGUCAACUGCAGUCUUAGGGCAAACACCCCCGCUAAAUCAAAUGAAGCAUCGACGCGUCGGAUCAUCACCGGACAACAUGCAUCCAAGACACCCAGAUCGCUUAGUUAAAACCAUCUCUGGCUCUUGGGAAAUUGUGGAAAAAGAUAAUGAGAUAACACCACCAGGCACUCCACCGCCGCCUUACUUAACCAAUUCACACAUGUCUGUACCUGAAGAGUCCAAUGAAAACUGUACUGGAGGAGCAGGAAUCUGUAUAGAAUCGCAUCACUUUACUCCUAUGGCAGGGGCAACUUCACCUUCGCAGCAGGCUCUUCUUUCCAGCCGUUUACACGCAGCCCAAUCAACUGAUACUCAGAAAAAAAUUAUUUCAAUGGAAGAUGAAAACUCGUCGGAUCAAGAAGAACCAUUUAUUGAUGAGAAUGGGCCAUUCAACAACCUAACUCGACUACUUGAGCCAGAAAAUGUAGUUUUUCUAGCUGUUUUCCUUAACUAUGUUUUAUCAAAUUCCGAACCAGCGCCACUUCUUUUUUACUUAAUUACUGAACUUUAUAAGGAAGGUACUUCCAAAGACAUGCGGAAAUGGGCAUAUGAAAUACAUUCAACUUUUCUUGUACCGCGUGCACCGCUUUCGUGGUAUCGGCAAGAUGAGUCUUUAGCUAGAGAAGUGGACAAUGUGUUACAAUCAGAAUUUGACAAAGUGGAAAUACUGAGUACUGUGUUCUUACGUAGUCGAAAACGCGCCAAGGAUCUUAUUAGCGAACAGUUGCGAGAAUUUCAGCAAAAGCGUACGGCUGGCUUAGGUACAAUAUAUGGACCUACCGAUGAUAAGCUCGCUGAAGCGAAGGCUGAUAAGCAGAAGGAACAAAUUAUUGAUAAAUAUCUUAUGCCUAAUCUGCAAUUGUUAAUUGAAGAGUUUGAAAAGGAUUUGCCUCAAGAAGAUGCUCGAAAAUUAGCUUUGUGCUCUGCUCUUUCCACGGUUAUUCAUCGCAUAUUUACAACGCGCUCGCAUCCAAACACUAUAGUGGAUCGUGUUCAUCAUUUUGUUAGUCGUGAAAAAAGUUUUAAAUCACGAUUAAUGGGCAAAAAUAGAAAGAUGAUAGCACGGGGUCAUCCGUUAGUAUUACGACAAUACUACGAAGUGACGCAUUGUAAUCAUUGCCAAACAAUCAUAUGGGGUGUUAGUCCCCAAGGUUAUCAUUGCACAGAUUGUAAAUUGAAUAUACAUCGAUUAUGCUCGAAAGUUUUAGAAGAAAGCUGUCCGGGACCUCUUCCUCAAGCAAAACGACACCCCCAUAACGACAAUAAAAUUAGUAAAUUUAUGGGUAAAAUAAGGCCGCGGACAAGCGAUUUUAUAGCAAAUGAAAAGCGCGCUCGCCAGGACGACACAGACAUUGAUAUUGAGUCAAACAACGAUCGCGUUAACUCAGCAUCAAUAGUUCGUCAGCCAUCAGACCGCAGGCUUGAUGGUAACGUAUCCUUUCGAUCUAAUGGCAAUACAUCUAGUAGCACCUCUGUGCUUAAUAGUAGCGAUUUGCAGAAUUCAUUUCACGCUGGUAGCAAUGCCAACGAGAGUGCUACCAGUAGUGGUGGUUUAGGUAUUUCAGAACUCACCACUAGUUCAGGAUCCACGACUUUAUCUAGUUGCUUGGCAGGCACAGUCGGUAUGACUUCUCAAAGUGAUUUGAAUACUACUGAAUCACUUGAGAGUAAGGAUCUGAAGAGGGAAACAUAUUACCAACAACACAAAAAUGCACAAGUCUCAGUGAACCGUUCGGAGUCAUAUAAGGAACGAUUAUCAAAUAAACGUAUCCGUAAUAGCCGCCGCAAAACUUCGGAUCCAAGUUUAUCCUCUCGUACAAAUGAUGAUCCAGGAGAUAUGGGCCUGUCAACUGCAAACAAUACAGGAAGCUCAAGCUCUAGUCUGUCAUCAGGAGGUGGCUUUGAUAGUCCAGGCACAUCAAUGGAACAGGUCACGAGUUGUGUUGCCCUAUCAACCAUUGGAACCAACACCAUUUCAAAUGUUGGUAAUUCUCAUCAGCAUCCGCAUAAGCUCGUGCAACAACAAGCAAAUCAACACAGUCAGCACGAUUCUUUUCAAGGCAGCAUAGGAAGUAGCAGUUGUGUCAGUAAUACAAAUUUCUGGAAUGUCGGACAACCUCUGCAACGUCAAUGGAAUUUUGAAAGUGAUGAUGAAGAUUUAAAUGAAGCUGACUGGAGCUCGAUAGUUCCAGUCGAGAUGCUAGCCAUGCUAACGGAUGCUGAAAAAAAGCGGCAAGAAAUUAUAAAUGAAAUUUAUCAAACGGAACGCAAUCACGUACGCACUCUCAGGUUGUUGGAUCGCUUGUUCUUUUUGCCUCUUUUCGACAGUGGAUUGCUUUCUCAUGAUCAUUUACUGUUAUUAUUUCCUCCCGCACUUAUUUCUUUGCGCGAUAUUCAUGGUGCCUUCGAACAAAAACUUAAACAACGUCGCGUUGAACAUAAUCACGUUGUAAAAUAUAUUGGUGAUUUGCUUUCGGAUAUGUUUGACGGCAAAUCUGGGGAAGUGCUGUGUGAUCACGCUGCUCAGUUUUGUGCUCGUCAGCAAAUCGCACUUGAAGCAUUAAAAGAAAAGCGAAAUAAGGAUGAGCAGUUGCAAAAGUUGCUUAAAAAGUCAGAGUCACAUAAAGCGUGUCGUCGACUAGAGCUUAAGGACCUGUUGCCCACGGUAUUACAGCGGCUCACAAAAUAUCCUCUUCUGUUUGAGAAUCUUUAUAAGGUUACUAUUCGAGUACAACCCGAAAAUACCACGGAAGCAGAUGCUAUACAGCGAGCUGUUGAGUCAUCAAAAAAUAUUCUUGUUGAAGUGAAUAAAGCUGUCAAAGCAGCUGAGGAUGCUCACAAGCUACAAAACAUUCAACGCAAAUUAGAUAAAUCAUCAUAUGACAAAGAUGAGUUUAAGAAGCUAGAUUUGACACAACACCGUCUGGUACACGAUGGAAACUUAACGAUGAAAAAGAAUCCAAGUAUACAGCUUCAUGGGCUGCUUUUUGAAAAUAUGAUAGUUUUGCUUACAAAGCAGGAUGAUAAAUAUUUACUGAAAAAUCUUCAUACACCCCUAGCAGUCAUCAACAAGCCUGUAAGCCCUAUAAUGAAUAUUGACUCAGAAACAUUAGUGCGUCAGGAAGCCGCAGAUAAGAAUUCGUUUUUCUUAAUUAAGACAAAAACAUCACAAAUGUUAGAGCUUCGUGCUCCUAGCAGUUCUGAGUGCAAAACCUGGUUUAAACACAUAUCUGAUGCUGCUGCAUAUCAAUAUAAGCCCCGAGCUAAAAGUUCCAACAGUCAAGAUGCAUCUGGCGAUGAUUCCGUUAUCCCCACCACAUCACAAAUACACUCCAGGGAGUCUAUGGACCAACCAUCUGACCGUUCACAACCAAUAAACCCUACCGCAAUUUCUUCUACAACGCCUUUGGCACCACUGCUCCCAAUCUCUACUAUGUCACCAGCGCCUACAGCUAGUAUUAACUGUGACAGCAGUGAUCAACAAAGUAAAAGUCGAGGCGAAAGAUUGCCUACAGAUAGUGAAUGCUACUACAAUAUUAUGGCCAAGCGACGCCUCAGCCAAAAUGAGCCAGUUACUCCAAUAAAUCGAACCAUGUCCACUCGUAGUUGUGGAGAGUCAAACAGUAACUACCCUACGACUAGUCAAGACAUCAAUUCCGUAAAUUUGCGUCACACCCAAUCAGCACGUGAGGCCAAUAGUGAAGAUCGUGGAAUGAUCUAUGGCUUAGUAGGAGGGCAGUCAAAGCGAGAUAGUGCAAGCAUUGUUUGCUCGAAUAAUUCUAAUAAUACACGCACAUUAAUUAUGCAAUCACCCUUGGUUGAACCUACAGCAAUUCAAAUUAGUAUAAAUCCUGCUCACACCGCUGAACCGGUUUUGACGCCAGGCGAGAGAUUACGUCGUAUAGAUGCUUCUAUUCGGGAGAGGUUACUAGAAAAGCAGAGAAUUAUUUGUGAUAUUUUUCGUUUGCCAGUUGAGCACUUUAAUGAGAUUGUCGAUAUUGCUAUGAUGCCAGAAGCACCCAAAGACAGCGCUGAUAUCGCAUUAGCUGCCUACGAUCAAGUCCAGAUGUUAACAGGAAUUUUAAAUGACUACAUGCAUGUGUCACCCGAGAUGGAAAUAUCAGCCGUAUCGACAGCUGUAUGUGAUCAUUGUCGUGAAAAAGAAUUACAUUUUGCGAAAACAUCUCCUCCACCAUUACCGAAACCAAAAAAACAGCAACAAGCUCAACAGCAAACACCGCAGUUAAAUAAAACAGCGAAACAUAAAACGCGCGUUGCAGAGGAGGUUGCUAUACAUGAAGAUGAUGACGGAUAUUGUGAAAUUGACGAAUUGCGUUUGCCUGCGAUUCUUACAAAGUCAGCAGAUUCGUCAACUCCAUUACCUCCAAUUAAUUUUGGAUCAGCUACAGAAUGUAAUUUGAACUUACCUUCAUCAAGCAACAAUAUUGAUACAGUUGAACGAAAACGCGACAUUAUCGUAGACCUCCCCUCUGAAGAAUGUGCUGACAAAAUUCAUUCAAGUCUGCGCUUUAAUGUAACUAAGUCAGAAACACCAACACUUAAAGCUCAAAAAUCAGUGGAAGAAAGACAAAUGGAAAAUAUGGCUUUAUCUGAGAAUACCGAUGUGAAUCCAACCGAAAGAAACAAAACAUCAAGUCAGGCCCGACAACAGAUAGAUGAGAGCUUUCCCACUAAAGCGCUGCAAAGCAUUGAAUCUACAGACAGAAGUGUCCACGAUGAUAUAAAUGACGUGUACGAUGAUUUGGCUGCAUCUAAUGAGGCUCAUGUAUUUCAAUCGAUAAUCAAGAGCUCGUCGGGAAUAGCUCAGCCAAUCUCUCCAAUUAAUAAUGAAAAAGGAUCAAGUACAUCGUCCACCAAUCCAGUAGGAAACUUAUGUAGGCUAAACCGCAUUCAGCACGCUAAUUCAUUAGAGCCAAGCGUUCCAUGUCAUGUUCUUAGCAGCAUCGUAAAUGUGUUGAAUGAGCAAAUUUCUCUAUUAUUGCCCAAAAUAAAUGAACGUGAUAUUGAGCGUGAACGUUUGCGUAAGGAAAAUCAGCACUUACGUGAACUUUUAAGUGCUAUGCAUGAAAGCCAGCGAGUUGAUGUUGUAAAGGAAACUCCAACCGAUAUUCUAACCAUUCUGCAGGCGGCUGACUCAGAAUUUGAUGAUAGUAUUGACACAAUAUCUAAUACAUCCGUAACACCGACAGCAACACCUUUACCGUCUGUAACGACCGACGACAAUAAUAUGGAAUCACGAGAUCUUCCAUUACAUACGGAGUCAAAUAUUACAGAGUAUGCAUGCAGUACGCAAAACAUUGAUCGCAACCUGCGAUUGCCGGACAAUUCCAACGAGCAACGAGACGAUCCCUUACAUCCAUCUAAAACUCAAACUGAGGAGCAAGACGAAGAACAAAGAAUCGGAUAUAACUAAGUAAAUUGGAUUUAAUAAUUGCGAGCUUUUCUGCAUGCGGUGGACUUACGUUAAUGUAACUGCUCUACAACAGUAUAUUUAAAAAUCGGUUUACACAUAAGUCUUUUAUAUUCGUGUUAAACACACAAAUUUUAGGAUUCACACCUACUUCUUUUUCAACGCCAAUGCCCAAUUUAAUUGGCAGCAUUUGUGUUACAUAUUCUUAUAAUAUGAUAUGACAUAACUACUUGUAGUUAUUUUUGCUUUACUAAGAUGUACCCUGUAGUGGCUUUAGGGUGAAAUAAG